Messenger RNA from Alternaria incomplexa, 918 nucleotides. RefSeq lists its product as uncharacterized. Gene Ontology annotation, cellular component: membrane. Lineage: Eukaryota; Fungi; Ascomycota; Dothideomycetes; Pleosporales; Pleosporaceae. The record is from RefSeq and is a predicted model, not a curated record. Bases 1 to 918 code for a protein of 305 amino acids. The transcript is spliced from 2 exons. Gene Ontology annotation, molecular function: signaling receptor activity.
AUGUCAACAACCUACCUAACCCCCCUCACAACAAACACCCCAACCAAACGCUCCGCCUCCGCGCCCCCGCCAAGCCGCACACUCUACACCUUCCAAGAAGUCCACCCUUGGCAACGCGACAACGAGUACCUCAAGAACCAUUAUCGUUGCACCACCAAUUCCUACCGCGAAUGUCUUAAGAGCUUGUCGUAUCUGCACAACCAGACUGGAAAUAUUUACACGCAUCUCAUCGGCGCCGUCUUCAUCCUCUUCUACGCUAUCUACGCUUACAGCAAUAUUAGCAGCCGUUACGAAACUGCUGAUAUAAACGAUUUACUGGCUUUUGGGGUUUUCGUUGGUAGUGCGGUCGUGUGUUUCGGCGUUAGUGCUACAUUCCACAUGUUUGGGAACCACUCGAGCAAAGUAUAUCAUACAUGGUUGCAAUUGGACCUAUAUGGCAUCUUCGUGUUGAUCGUAGGCACGGUGUAUUCGGGGACGUAUUAUGGAUUCUAUUGCCAGAAACAAUACUGGGUGUUGUAUUCGGCUGGGAUUACUUCGAUUGUCACGGGUGCGGCAACGCUUUGUUCGAUACCGCGGUUCCGCACGCCGAAAUGGAGGUGGGCGAGGGCAACGCUGUUUUGUGCGAUUGGCUGGUCGGGUGCGGUGCCGAUGACGCAUGCGGCUCAGGCGUUUGGCAAGGAGCAGGCGGAUAGGCAGAUGGGAUGGCGGUUGAUGAUUUUUGAGGGACUGUUUUAUAUCACGGGGGCGUUUAUCUAUGCGAUCCGCUUCCCGGAGAGAUUUCGCCCGGGCCUUUUCGAUAUCUGGGGUUGCUCACAUCAGAUCUUUCAUCUUUGUGCUGUGGGGGGUGCGGCGCUGCAUUUGGUGGCGCUGCUGAAGGCGUUUGAUUAUAAUCAUGAUCCGGCGACGCGGAUAUGCUGA